Molecule: messenger RNA, 838 nt
Organism: Cannabis sativa
Lineage: Eukaryota; Viridiplantae; Streptophyta; Magnoliopsida; Rosales; Cannabaceae
Product: CASP-like protein 1C2
Exons: 3
Coding region: 31-513 (160 amino acids)
Source: RefSeq, a predicted model, not a curated record
AUCUCAAUCAAUUAAUCAUCAUCAAAUAUUAUGGCAAAGUAUAGUAAAAUCUUGAGCCUUGUGAUGAGGUUUGUAGCCAUGGCUGCAAGUGUGGCUGCUGUUGUAGUCAUUGUCACUACCCAUGACACUGCUCAUGUCUUGAACUUAACUUUCACUGCCAAAUACAACAACACGCCCGCUUUCGUGUACUUCAUGAUAGUGGAAGCAAUUGCAGGGCUAUACAGUCUAAUAACUCUCAUUCUUUCCACAAAGAAUUGGUUUGGGCGCAUAGUUAUUAUUUUGGAUGUGGUUAUGACAGUGCUUUUGGCCUCGAGCAUUUCGGCUGCGUUGGCUAUAGGCGAUGUGGGGAAGAAAGGGAAUGAUGAUGCCGGUUGGUUGCCCAUCUGUGGACAAGUGCCCAAGUUUUGCGAUCAUGUCACUGGAGCCCUAAUUGCGGGUGUAGCCUCAGCCAUCUUAUAUUUUACUAUUCUUCUUUACUCUUUGUACACCGUUUUGGAUCCUAUCUUGAUGUGAACAAGUUGAUCAUCUUUCUACGAUAUUAUUAUUUCUUGUUAUUAUAUGAAAGAUUAUCAAGAUUAGUAUAUCUAUUUGUGUCAAUUUUAUGUUCAAACCACUCAUCAUCAAGGUUUCAAAGAUAAAAAAAUUGUGGUAUUGACUAGAAAUUGAUGCAUAAAAGCUUUGGACAUAGAUGAUCUUGAUUUCAUGUUACAACUAUAUGUCUUUUAAUUACUUUUGUAUCUUUAAGAGUCCUCAUCUUUUGGUAUCUUUGUAUUAUUAAAAAAGAUGUACUAUUUACUAUGAUAUUGAAGCAUACAAUACAAUAGUUUUACACUUACAC